ACCAUCCCACACAAUUCCUACCCAAAGAAUCCCACCAUCAUACAAUCCCAAGUAUCAAAAUCAUCAAAUGGGUGAGAAAGAUGAGAAAAAGAAUGAAGGAGAGAAGAAGGUCACUGAAGCCAAAAAUCAAGGAGAGAAGAAGGCUGCCGACGGUGGUGGCAAGAAAGACGACGCCCAAUCCCCCAUCGUCUUGAAGUUGGACUUGCAUUGUGAAGGCUGUGCCAAGAAAGUCAAGCGUUCCAUUAAGCAUUUCGAUGGUGUGGAAGAUGUCAAGGCGGACUGCGCCAGCAACAAGUUGACGGUGACGGGGAAUGUGGACCCCGGUUGGCUUCGAGAGAAAGUCGAGCAAAGGACCAAGAAGAAGGUGGAGCUGCUCUCCCCUCCUUCCAAGAAGGAAAGUGGUGGCGGAGGAGACAAGAAGGCUGACGACAAAGCCGAUAAAAAGUCAGAUGACAAAAAGAAGGACGAGCCCAAGAAGCCCAAAGAGCCUCAAGUGAGUACAGUGGUGUUGAAGAUUCGGCUGCAUUGCGACGGAUGUGCGCAUAAGAUAAAGCGAAUCAUCAAGAAGAUUGAUGGGGUAGAAGAAGUAGCUAUUGAUAACGAAAAGGACUUGGUCACGGUGAAGGGGACAAUGGACGCGAAGGACCUCGCACCCUACUUGAAAGACAAAUUAAAGCGGACAGUGGAUGUUGUCCCGCCGAAGAAAGACGAUGGCGGUGGUGACAAGAAAGCGAAAGAAGGUGGCGGAGACAAGAAAGAGAAAGAGAAACAGAAGGAAAGCGGUGGCGACAAAGGAGCUGCGGAGUCCAAGGGCGCCGGUGGUGGCGGAGGAGACAAAGGGAAAAGCAUCGAGGAGCCAAAGGUUGAGGUGCAUAAAUUGGAAUACCAUGGUGCUAGUGCUAGUACACCAUACACGUAUUAUUAUGGUAUGCCGGUGUACAACCAAUCUUAUGCAAAUCAAGACUAUGGUGUGAGCGUGCCCACCAUGUACAAUCAAGGGGGUUAUGGCACCACCGGCUACGUGGUGGAUUACCGCCCCCACGAGCCACCUCCACCGCCACCGGUGUACUUGCCUGCCCAUGAUCAAAUGUUCAGCGACGAAAAUCCUAAUGCGUGCUCCGUCAUGUGAAAACGACACCCCACCACUCUGCGAGCAAGGGAGAGGGAGGGAGAGAGAGAGAGAGUUCAGAUUAAAUUAAAAUUGUAAAUAAGGAUAGCUGGGAAGUAAACCCCCCCCCCCCCCCAAAAAAAAAAAAAGAAGACUGGCCAGGUUAGUACGAUAACGUAAAUAUGAGGACAGAUUUUCCUUUUAUAAAAAUGCCAUUUCUUAGGUUAUGGAGACGGUUAAACCGCCAAGUAGAUUGGGGGGUGGUUUAAUUAGUUUCAUUAAUUAGCUUGGUCCAUUUUUUUUUUCUUUUCCGGUUUUGACUUAUAUGUUGUAAGUCGAUUACAUAAUCAAUUUUGUUCAAUUUCAAUUAGCAUUUUGUUCGCA
Molecule: messenger RNA, 1492 nt
Organism: Coffea eugenioides
Lineage: Eukaryota; Viridiplantae; Streptophyta; Magnoliopsida; Gentianales; Rubiaceae
Product: heavy metal-associated isoprenylated plant protein 6-like
Exons: 5
Coding region: 68-1129 (353 amino acids)
Molecular function (GO): metal ion binding
Source: RefSeq, a predicted model, not a curated record